Manacus vitellinus (golden-collared manakin) is the source of this 2991-nucleotide messenger RNA. It is a transcript of the gene SLC5A7, whose product is annotated as solute carrier family 5 member 7. The transcript has 9 exons. Gene Ontology annotation, biological process: transmembrane transport; acetylcholine biosynthetic process; synaptic transmission, cholinergic. The record is from RefSeq and is a predicted model, not a curated record. The coding region runs from base 64 to 1800 and encodes 578 amino acids. Gene Ontology annotation, cellular component: dendrite; synapse; plasma membrane. NCBI's taxonomy places the organism in Eukaryota, Metazoa, Chordata, Aves, Passeriformes, Pipridae. Gene Ontology annotation, molecular function: choline:sodium symporter activity.
UCUGCCGUCCGACAGCUUAGGUCUUAAUGAAAUUGCAAUAAAAGAAACAGUUGGGACUUCAAUAUGGCUUUCCAUGUGGAGGGACUGGUGGCCAUAGUUGUCUUCUACCUGGCUAUCCUGGCAGUAGGGAUAUGGGCUGCUUGGAAAACCAAGAACACUAGCAGUGAAGGAGACCGCAGCGAAGCUAUUAUAGUCGGUGGAAGAGACAUUGGCUUGCUAGUUGGUGGAUUUACAAUGACCGCCACAUGGGUAGGAGGUGGUUACAUCAAUGGAACAGCAGAAGCUGUGUAUGUCCCAGGCUACGGUCUAGCUUGGGCUCAGGCACCUAUUGGAUAUUCCCUUAGCCUGAUUUUAGGUGGCCUUUUUUUUGCAAAACCCAUGCGAUCCAGAGGCUAUGUGACAAUGCUAGACCCUUUUCAGCAGCUUUAUGGAAAAAGGAUGGGAGGACUACUGUUUAUUCCAGCUUUAAUGGGAGAAAUGUUUUGGGCUGCUGCCAUCUUCUCUGCCUUAGGUGCAACUAUAAGUGUGAUCAUUGACAUUAAUGUCAAUAUUUCAGUUAUUAUUUCUGCCCUGAUUGCAACUAUGUACACACUUGUGGGUGGGCUUUAUUCUGUGGCCUACACUGAUGUAGUUCAACUCUUCUGCAUCUUCCUGGGACUGUGGAUCAGUGUCCCCUUUGCGAUGUCCCAUCCUGCAGUAACAGACAUUGGGCUCACAGCUGUGCACCAGGUGUACCAAGCACCUUGGCUUGGAUCUAUCAACUCACUUGACAUUUACACAUGGUUGGACAAUUUCUUUUUACUGACAUUAGGAGGAAUACCAUGGCAAGCAUAUUUCCAGCGAGUUCUUUCCUCAUCUUCUGCCACAUAUGCUCAAGUUCUGUCAUUCCUGGCUGCUUUUGGCUGUCUUGUGAUGGCUAUUCCUGCAGUACUCAUUGGUGCAAUUGGAGCAUCUACAGCUUGGAACCAGACUGAUUAUGGUGUCCCUGACCCCAAGAGUAAAAAAGAAGCAGAUAUGAUUUUACCGAUCGUGCUCCAGUACCUUUGCCCAGUCUAUAUCUCAUUCUUUGGCCUCGGCGCUGUGUCUGCUGCAGUGAUGUCCUCAGCUGAUUCUUCAAUUUUAUCAGCAAGUUCUAUGUUUGCUCGGAACAUUUACCAGCUUUCCUUUCGGCAAAAUGCUUCAGACAGGGAAAUUGUGUGGGUCAUGAGAAUCACUGUUCUUCUGUUUGGAGCAUCAGCAACAGCAAUGGCACUGCUGGCUUCAUCAGUGUACGGCCUGUGGUACCUCAGCUCUGACCUCGUAUAUAUCAUCAUAUUCCCUCAGCUCCUGUGUGUGUUAUUUAUUAAAGGAACCAACACCUAUGGUGCCAUUGCAGGAUACUUAUUUGGCCUUGUUCUCAGAAUAACUGGAGGAGAACCGUACCUCUACCUUCAGCCCUUGAUCUACUAUCCUGGCUGGUAUCAAGAUGAUAAUAAUAUCUAUGUCCAGCGAUUCCCAUUUAAAACACUUGCUAUGCUCACCUCCUUCCUUACUAAUGUUAUGGUCUCUUACUUAGCCAAAUACUUAUUUGAAAGUGGGACUUUGCCACCAAAGCUGGACUUCCUUGAUGCUGUUGUUGCCAGGUACAGUAGAGAACACAUGGACAAAGCGACUCUUGUAAAAAGUGACAAUAUUGUACUAAAUGAACUUGCACCUGUGAAUCCACGACACAGUCUAACUUUGAGCUCAACUUUCACGAACAAGGAAGCCUUCAACUACGUUGAUUCAAGUCCAGAGCUGUCCAACACUGAAGAUAAUUAAAAAAAUCUGGUAGCCACAGGCAAAAUAACGAGAAAUAGGAUAUUCUACAAAGAACAGUAAGAGGCAUUUUAUCGGAAGAAAAGGAAGAAUUGGGAAUAAAAUACCGCUGCACAUUCAAGUUGUUUCUAGGAGCAGGAGCAUGAGAGAAACUCUUUUCUGUUAUUAUCUAACAUGUUGGAUUAGUUCAUAGAGCUUUUACCAAAAUAUACACUCAGAUCCCAUUCUUUGCACCCAGAACUAUAUACUGUGCAAUUAAAAAAAUAUUUACAAUUGAAAAUACAUGUAGCAGAAAAUGUGCAACAGCUAUUUAGCUAGGAUAUCAUAUGAAGAGAUUAUAAUACAGUCACUCUGAAAUAUUAUCAGUCAACAUUUUAUUGGUACUAAGUGAAAAUAUAUUGUCACAGCUGGAAGUGAUUUAUCACUAAAGAGCUAGUUGCUUGAGCAAAGACAGAUAGAUAACUUCCUUGGAGUUUUGAUCUGGUCAUUUUUUUUCUCAUAAAGAAAUUUAAAUAACACAAUCUAGUAUUUUAUUAUUUGUAUGAGACAGCAAAAUGCACAAAUAGUAAUAAAUACCGUACGGGAGUGCUAAACAUCAUAUAUUAAUUUAAAAAAAGUUAAAAUUAAUUCACCAGUUUAAAAUUCUGUUGUACCUAAUGCAAGACAACCUUAAGCAAAGUGUGUUAAUAUAGGUGUUCUUUGUUUUCUUGUGGUUAGUGGCUGUCUCAAAAAUUCUUAAAGCAAUAAUUGGAGUUGAAAUUCAGCUUGUUAAAAAUGAUUCUUAUAAAAAACCCCUGAUAAACUAGAUAGAAUUUUUCAAUGUUGAGAAAAGAAGUCUUAUCUUGAGUUAUCAUCAAAAUGAACACUGAGCAAAGCACUCUGACAUGAAGCAACUGCACCAAUGGAAUAAAUAUUGAAAAGUAAGGAGAGUCAAGAAGGCUUGAAAAGACAUUUUCACAUACUGAAAAAAGUCUUCUCUAAGUUAUCGAAAAGUCUUUUGGUGUGGUCUUGCUGGGAUUACUCUGGAAAGUGUAGAUUUUCCAUAGAAAAUCACUCUUUCUCAAAAAUAUUUCAAAACACAGGCUUGUUGGACAGUUUUCCACAUCUGUAAGUGUCUGCCUCUAAAAGCAGCUUGGAGAGGAAGUCAGAGGAAAGCUGAAACCACAAGCAUAGCGAAAGUCACAGUGGUGUCUU